CCAAACCCCGCCCCAACCCCACCCAACCCAAAAUAGAAACCCUGAACCCCAUCAAUGGAAACAAUCACUCACCGAAGAGUAGCAGUCAACGGCGUCAACCUCCACGUGGCGGAGAAAGGGGAGGGGCCGGUGGUCCUCCUAAUCCACGGCUUCCCUGAGCUCUGGUACUCUUGGCGCCACCAGAUCCUCUCCCUAUCUUCCCUCGGUUUUCGCGCCGUCGCCCCCGACCUCCGAGGCUACGGCGACCUCCGACGCCCCUCGCUGCAUCCUCGAUCUUAUUCCAUCCUUCAUAUCGUCGGCGAUCUCGUUGCCCUAAUCGACUCCCUGGGCCAAGAUAAGGUGUUUGUUGUGGGCCAUGAUUGGGGAGCGACAGUGGCGUGGAAUCUGUGCAUGUUGAGGCCGGACAGGGUGAAGGCACUGGUGAACAUGAGCGUGGUGUUUAGUCCUCGGCAUCCAAAGUGGAAGCCCGUUGAUUCGAUUAGGGCUCUUCUUGGUGAUGAUCACUACAUUUGUAUGUUUCAGGAACCUGGGCAGGUAGAAGCUGAGUUUGCUCGGAUGGAUAUUAAGUUGUUAGUGAAUUCCAUCUUAACGUAUCGUGAACCAGCUCCUCUUACAGGAUCAAAGAUAAAAGGAUUCAGAGAAUCACCUGUUGAAGAGUUGCCCCCUUGGCUAACUGAAGAAGACAUCCAUUAUUUUGUCAGCAAAUUUGAUAAAUCAGGUUUCACCGGAGGAUUAAAUUACUAUCGUAAUAUGAACCGGAACUGGGAGCUCACAGCACCGUGGACUGGGGUCAAGAUACAAGUACCAGUCAAGUUCAUAGUUGGGGAUCUGGACCUCACUUACAACACCGGGAAUGUCAAAGAUUACAUACACAAAGGUGGCUUCAAAAGAGAUGUUCCAUUCCUACAGGAUGUAGUUGUGAUGAAAGGAGUAGGUCACUUCAUCAACCAGGAAAGACCAAAUGAGAUCUCUGAUCACAUAUACGACUUCAUCCGCAAGUUCUAACUUCCUCAGAAAAGUAAGUUUGUAAUAGAUAUCUGUAGCAAGUUAAUAUGCCUGCAAAUUCCAGUUAAAACCGAAUCUGUGUACACUUUACUGACUGCAAACUUGUUAGUAACAUGUACCUUCUAAAGUUAUGAAAUCUUAACCAGCUCCUAGAGUUGUUAAA
Asparagus officinalis (garden asparagus) is the source of this 1168-nucleotide messenger RNA. Its product is annotated as epoxide hydrolase A-like. Gene Ontology annotation, molecular function: hydrolase activity. The transcript has 4 exons. The record is from RefSeq and is a predicted model, not a curated record. NCBI's taxonomy places the organism in Eukaryota, Viridiplantae, Streptophyta, Magnoliopsida, Asparagales, Asparagaceae. Bases 55 to 1005 code for a protein of 316 amino acids.